AUGAGAGGUUACCAUAGAGACUCCAAGGUCCCUAGGUGUGCUAUGAAAGUGGACAUCAUGAAAGCCUAUGACAAUGUUAGAUGGGAGUUUAUCCUUGAUAUCCUCAAAGCUAUGGACUUCCCUCUAUGUAUGAUUAAUUGGAUCAAGGCGUGUAUGACCAGUCCCUCUUUCUCUAUUUGCAUUAAUGGUAGUCUUCAUGGAAUCCUUGCUGAAAAAGCCAAGUGUCCUAUGUUUAAGUUCCAUUGGAGGUGUGAUAAGACCAAAAUUGUGACCUCUCUGUUUGCUGAUGAUCUGAUGAUUUUUAGUAAAGGUGAUCCUGAGACUGUGAACCUUAUUAUGCAAGGAUUGGAUGAAUUCAGAAGGCUGUCAGGCCUUACUCCUAGUCCUAACAAGAGUAAUAUUGUGAUACCCUGUUCUGUAUUAUGCUAA
Camellia sinensis is the source of this 429-nucleotide messenger RNA. NCBI's taxonomy places the organism in Eukaryota, Viridiplantae, Streptophyta, Magnoliopsida, Ericales, Theaceae. The record is from RefSeq and is a predicted model, not a curated record.